Messenger RNA from Carcharodon carcharias (great white shark), 1317 nucleotides. RefSeq names its product neuronal pentraxin-2-like. NCBI's taxonomy places the organism in Eukaryota, Metazoa, Chordata, Chondrichthyes, Lamniformes, Lamnidae. Bases 1 to 1317 code for a protein of 438 amino acids. The transcript has 5 exons. The record is from RefSeq and is a predicted model, not a curated record.
AUGUUGCUUCUGCUGGUUGCCAUUGUCUUUUUCGUUACCAGCAUCAGCUCCACGGCACCGGGCCAGGAUUCAAAGGCCACUCGGUUCGUCUGCACCUCCAUACCGUUAGAUGCAGACCCUACGUGCCCGGUCCCACCCGUGCCCAUUCAGGUUAACACGCCCCAUGAGCAGGACCUCCGCGCUACGGUGAUGCACAUGAGGGAGACCAUCCUGCAGCAGAAGGAGACGAUGGGUAACCAAAAGGAGACCAUCAAAGAACUGACCAGCAAGCUGACCAGGUGUGAGAGCGCCCAACUGGAAGCCAAGUACAAGGGGAGCCGAAGGAAACAAUACGACAAAGCGAAUGGCAAAGACACCAUGGGCGACCUCCCCCGCGACCAUAGCGAAGUGGUCGAUCACCUGGGUCGAACUAUACAAGCGCUGAAGGAUAGACUCGGGAGCCUGGAGCAGCAGACACGCCCCAAUCUUUCCAACCAUGCUUUCCCCAGUGACCUCCGUGAACAGCUUCAGAGAAAGCUCGGGGAUUUGGAAAGUCAACUGUUAAAUAAAGUCUCUGAGCUCGAGGAUGAGAAAUAUAUUCUUCUGAACGAGACUGCAGCCCAUCGUUACAAGACAGAGUCUGCUCUCAAUGCCUUGCAUGAAAGGGUCACUGAAUUAGAGAAAGAGAGCAGUGGCUUUAAGUCGCCUGAUGAUUUCAAGGUGUCGCUACCUUUGCGAACUAAUUACCUGUUUGCCAGGAUAAAGAAAAGUCUCCCUGAAAUGUAUGCCUUCACUGUGUGCAUGUGGAUUCGGUCCAGGGCAUCAUCUGGUAUUGGAACACCCUUCUCUUAUGCUGUGCCCGGACAAGCUAAUGAAAUUGUGCUCAUUGAAUGGGGAAAAAAUCCAAUUGAAUUACUUAUUAAUGACAAGGUAGCCCAACUGCCCAUGAAUAUUAAUGAUGGCAAGUGGCAUCACAUUUGCAUAACAUGGACCACCAGGGAUGGCAUAUGGGAGGCUUAUCAAGAUGGCCAAUUACGUGGCACGGGGGAGAAUCUGGCACCUUGGCAUCCCAUCAAAGCAGGUGGUGACCUGAUCCUGGGACAGGAGCAGGAUACAGUCGGAGGGAGGUUUGAUGCAACACAGGCAUUUGUUGGAGAACUCAGUCACUUCAAUAUCUGGGACCGCAUUCUCACCUCAGAUGACAUCAGAAGCAUGGCCAACUGCUCUGCCAACCUGGCCGGCAACAUCAUUCCCUGGAUUGACAACAAUGUGGUUGUGAAUGGUGGAGCAACCAAAUUGCCACUGGAGACUUGCCAGGAGCGUUUGGUUAGUUCCUGA